GGUAAAAAGAACAUCAAAUUAACAACAAAGCCUAGCAAGCAAAUACGGCAUCAAUGGAGUUGAAGCAAAUAUCUGUUGAAGGAGUAUCAGAAGAAUAUGAGCCGGUAACCCCAACUGGGCAGUUUUUCAACAGUUCAGUUCUCUCUGUCUGCAUUCUUGCUGCUUUGGAAAUCGAGAUUCCAAUCGAUGACUCACCAACCAUUACUCUGAUUAAGGACAUGUUCCUCCCCAUAAACCCACGCUUCUCCUCCAUCAUGGUUAGAGACGAUAAUGGAGUAAAGCAAUGGAAGAGGGUUGAAGUUAAACCUGAAGACCAUGUGCGUAUCCCUGCUUUCCCUGAUGGGUUGUCGCCGGAGACUUACGACGGAUACUUACAAGACUACUUGGAGAAGAUAGCAAUGGAACGACUUCCACAGACCCGGCCGCUGUGGGAGAUCCACUUGAUCAAGUACCCAACAAGAAAUGCAGCCGGGACUCUUGUGUUCAAGCUUCACCAUGCACUGGGCGAUGGUUUCUCACUCAUGGGUGCAUUGUUUUCUUGCCUGAAAAGGGCUGAUGAUCCUUCUCUUCCCUUAACUUUUCCUUCAUCCCGAUUCAAAAAGGGUAGCCACAGCAUUUUAAAGAAAGUACCCAGACUCUUCUCCAUUUUCUUCAACACUAUCUCAGAUUUCAGUUGGAGCCUUCUAAAGAGCAGUUUGGUGGAAGAUGAUCGGACGACGAUCAGGUCGGGGGAGAUUGGGGUGGAGUUCCGGCCUGUCACUAUAUCUACUGUCACAUUGUCCCUUGAUCGGAUCAGUCAAAUCAAAGCCAAUAUUGGAGGGACAAUAAAUGAUGUGAUUAGUGGGAUAGUAUUCUAUGGCACUAGGCUAUACAUGCAUGCUUCAAGCCCAGGUUCUAGUAAGUUACAAUCCACAGCGUUGGUGUUGCUCAACACCAGGAUAAUCAACAAUUAUCAGUCAAUACAGGAGAUGACCAAACCUGGUGCAAAGUCCCCUUGGGGGAACCAAUUCGGCUUCUUACAUGUAUCAGUUCCCGAGUCCAUUGAUGCCGAUACUGCAAAUCCCCUCGACUUUGUCUUCAAAGCAAAGAAGACAAUCAAGAGAAAGAGAAGUUCAUUGGCUGUUUAUCUCACUGGCAAACUACUAGAGAUGAUGAGGAAAUUUAGAGGCCCUGAGAUAACUGCUCGAUAUAUUUAUAGUACACUGAAGAAUUCAAGCAUGACAGUCUCAAAUUUGAUUGGGCCGACUGAGAAGAUGGCUUUGGCAGAUCAUCCAUCUUGCGGCAUAUACUUCAUGGUGGUAGGAGUACCUCAGAGUCUUACCAUAACAGUAAUGAGUUACAUGGGGAAGCUAAGGGUAGCAGUUGGAGUAGAAAAAGGCUUCAUAGAUAGUCAAAAGUUCAAUUUGUGCAUAGAGAAUGCUUUUGAGAGGAUAUACAAGGCUGCUGGUUGCGGUCCUUAGCACUUCAAUUCAAGGGAGCCUCAUUCACUCAAUAACCGAAGAAGUUUGGGUUUCAAUUAUAUUAUGAGAUUUAUAUAUAUUUCCUUUUCCUUCAAUGACCAAGGGAUUGUUUGCAAUAAAUGUUUUUUUUUUUUUUGCUAAUAUGGUAGUUGUAUACAGUUUCUUCCUUGAGAAAGGCUUAUUUGGGUA
Messenger RNA from Nelumbo nucifera (sacred lotus), 1649 nucleotides. RefSeq names its product wax ester synthase/diacylglycerol acyltransferase 4-like. Gene Ontology annotation, molecular function: diacylglycerol O-acyltransferase activity. The record is from RefSeq and is a predicted model, not a curated record. Gene Ontology annotation, biological process: triglyceride biosynthetic process. Lineage: Eukaryota; Viridiplantae; Streptophyta; Magnoliopsida; Proteales; Nelumbonaceae. Gene Ontology annotation, cellular component: plasma membrane.